AUGGAAAAUCGUUUUCAUAAAUAUUUUAUGCUGGACAUGAUCAGCAGGGAUCAUCGAGAUGAACAUAGAAAAUUCUUUCUCUUGUUCGCUUCUUCAACAGUCUCAUGUGGAAUAAAUUAUUCACAACAAAAUCUGAAGGGAGUUAAAGAUGAAGCAAUGAAGCUUAAGCCCCAAAACUUUUCGUCGCUAAAACUUUUCUGUUUGCUUGCAACAAAAGACAAAAAAAAAAAAUGGACAGCUUCAAUGCUAAUGAAGAUUGGAAGAAUGGCUUUCGCAAUGAUUUCUAAAUGUGUCGACAUUGUGAUCUACGACAAUAGCAAUUAA
Clunio marinus is the source of this 324-nucleotide messenger RNA. Lineage: Eukaryota; Metazoa; Arthropoda; Insecta; Diptera; Chironomidae. The record is from the annotation of a GenBank genome assembly.